AUGAGACCUCCCAGGGGACGCGGCGGGGGCUUCAGGGGUGGCAGAGACGGAGGCGGCCGUGGCGGUCGCUUUGGAGGCCGUUUCGGUGGGGGUGGCCGCGGCCCGCCUCGUGACGAAGGCCCUCCUUCCGAAGUCGUUGAGAUUUCGACAUUUCUUCAUGCUUGUGAGGGAGAUGCUGUCACAAAGCUUACAAAUGAGAAAAUACCCUACUUUAAUGCUCCUAUUUACCUUCAGAACAAGACCCAGAUUGGUAAAGUAGAUGAAAUCUUCGGCCCCAUUAAUGAAUCUUAUUUUUCCAUUAAGAUGAUGGAGGGCAUUGUGGCAACGUCGUAUUCUCCGGGUGAAAAGUUCUUCAUUGACCCAGCUAAACUUCUGCCACUCUCAAGAUUUCUUCCUCAGCCCAAGGGACAAGCACAGGCAGGACGUGGUGGAGGACGUGGGGGAGGAAGAGGUGGUGGAAGAGGUGGUCGUGGAGGAUUUCGUGGAAGGGGUGCUCCUAGAGGUGGUCGUGGUGGUCCCCGAGGUGGUGGUCGUGGUGGUGGAUUCAGAGGAAGAGGAAGAUCAUAGAAUGUUUGGGUGCUUAAUAGAGUUAUGUCUUCCUUAUUUUGGGUAGUCGUUUCAGGGUGCUAAAUCAAUCAGAACAAUGCAUGUUGUUGGUGUCUUCUGUAUACUAAUGGAAACUAAUUUCCUGCAUAUGAUUUCGAGUUAUUGACAUUGGUUUAUAUCAUC
Molecule: messenger RNA, 729 nt
Organism: Sesamum indicum (sesame)
Lineage: Eukaryota; Viridiplantae; Streptophyta; Magnoliopsida; Lamiales; Pedaliaceae
Product: H/ACA ribonucleoprotein complex subunit 1-like protein 2
Biological process (GO): snoRNA guided rRNA pseudouridine synthesis; ribosome biogenesis
Cellular component (GO): box H/ACA snoRNP complex
Molecular function (GO): box H/ACA snoRNA binding
Source: RefSeq, a predicted model, not a curated record